Colletotrichum graminicola M1.001 is the source of this 843-nucleotide messenger RNA. Its product is annotated as methyltransferase. The coding region runs from base 1 to 843 and encodes 280 amino acids. The transcript has a single exon. Gene Ontology annotation, molecular function: oxidoreductase activity. The record is from RefSeq and is a predicted model, not a curated record. NCBI's taxonomy places the organism in Eukaryota, Fungi, Ascomycota, Sordariomycetes, Glomerellales, Glomerellaceae.
AUGGCCAUCGACAGAGUCCCCCGCGGCGACGUCCGUGCGACCCUUAACUUCUUCGCCGCGCCGGCAGACAACUCCGUUCCCUACAACAUCAUCCACCCCGAAGGAACCCCCGAAAGGAACUACGGCGACAGCCCCACUGAGACCGUCGUGCACGACAUCCGCGGCCGCGAGUCCGACUUCAACCUCGACCGCGACGCCUUCGCCGUGAUCCGCAACCUCCCGCCCUCUUCCGAGAAGGACUUCGUCGACGACGCGUCCGUCGAGAGGAACUACUACCCCGAGGUCGAGAAGCUCAUCCUGGAGCACGUCCCCGGCAGCAACCGCGUCCUGUUCUUCGACCACACCAUCCGCCGCACCGGCCCCAAGGCCCUCCGGAGCCCCGUCACCCGCGUGCACAUUGACCAGACCCCCGUCUCCGUCAUCCAGCGCAUCAGGAAACACCUGCCUGAUGAGGCGGACAAGCUGCUCGCCGGCCGCUAUCGCAUUAUCAACGUCUGGCAGCCGCUCAACAAAAACCCCGUCGAGUCUUUCCCGCUGGCGUUCGCGUCGUCCUCGACGCUGGCCGACGAGGACAUCGUCCCCGUAGAGCACCGCUACACUACCGGCUACACCGGCCAGACGGCGGCCAUCAAAUUCAACCCGGGACAAAAGUGGCACUACUUGAGCGGCAUGACGGGCGAUGAGCGGCUGCUACUUGAGUGUUUUGACAGCGAGGGCCUACGUGAUGGCACGGGCGUGGCGGGCGGGCGGGUGGCUCAUACCGCUUUUGAAGACCCGAGAAGCAGGGCCGAUGCCGAAGGUCGUGAAAGCAUCGAGGUUCGCGCCCUUGUCUUUGGCCCAUGA